CGGCUCCGGCCCAGUUCUUGUCUCCCGGCGCCGGGGGUCCCGGCGGCCGCAUGAGCCGCGCGCGUGGGGCGCUGUGCCGGGCCUGCCUCGCGCUGGCCGCGCUGCUGCUAUGCCGCUGCCGCUGCCCCCCGGCCCGGACCCCCGCCCCGGCCCCGCGCGCGCCCCCGUCCCGGCCCGCCGCCCCCAGCCUGCGGCCAGACGACGUCUUUAUAGCCGUCAAGACCACCCGGAAGAACCACGGGCCGCGCCUGCGACUGCUGCUGCACACCUGGAUCUCCCGGGCCCGCCGGCAGACGUUCAUCUUCACCGACGGGGACGACCCUGAGCUCGAGCUCCAGGGUGGUGGUGGCCGUGUCAUCAACACCAACUGCUCGGCCGUGCGCACCCGCCAGGCCCUCUGCUGCAAGAUGUCCGUGGAGUACGACAAGUUCAUCGAGUCUGGGCGCAAGUGGUUUUGCCACGUGGACGAUGACAAUUAUGUGAACCCCAGGAGCCUCCUGCACCUGCUCUCCAGCUUCUCACCCAGCCAGGACGUCUAUCUGGGGCGGCCCAGCCUGGACCACCCCAUCGAGGCCACCGAGAGGGUCCAGGGUGGCAGAACUGUGACCACGGUCAAGUUCUGGUUUGCUACUGGUGGGGCCGGGUUCUGCCUCAGCAGAGGCCUCGCCCUCAAGAUGAGCCCGUGGGCCAGCCUGGGCAGCUUCAUGAGCACGGCUGAGCAGGUGCGGCUGCCGGAUGACUGCACGGUGGGCUACAUCGUGGAGGGGCUUCUGGGCGCCCGCCUGCUGCACAGCCCCCUCUUCCACUCCCACUUGGAGAACCUGCAGAGGCUACCGCCAGACACCUUGCUCCAGCAGGUUACCUUGAGCUAUGGGGGUCCUGAGAACCCACGUAACGUGGUGAACGUGGCUGGAGGCUUCAGCGUGCAGCAGGACCCCACACGGUUUAAGUCUGUCCACUGCCUUCUCUACCCAGACACGGACUGGUGUCCCAGGCAGAAGCAGGGUGCCCCGAUCUCUCGGUGACACCAACCAUCCCUGACCCAGGGCUGCCUCGCUCUGUCCCAGGUGCAGGGAGCUGGAGCCCCCCAUGGCCUCAGUGGACUCCCUCAGGUGCCAUGGCCAUACCAGUGAGAUGCAAGCACCUGGCACACCCUCUGGCGCUAUAGCCUGCAGCCCCCGUCUCCCAGCCCCUGGUGGACUGCAGUGAUGGGUGUUUUGGGAGAACAAAGACAGCCAGGCUAAGGGCCGGGGCCGCAGUGCCCCUCCCACUGACCCAGCCUCAGGGUUGAUCCCACGGCAACAGGCGUCCACCCCAGCACCUGGGCACCUGGGAGGGAGCUGCCAUCCAGGCUCCAUUACCUGUUGCUGAAGGCGGGUGCCAGGCUGGCUAGGUGCCAAGGAGCAGGCUCCAGAUCAAGGUCCUGGCCCAGCCACAGCCAUUGCAAGGGCUUAGCCUGGCAGGCUUUGUGGGGGAUGCUGCCCUCUCUGCUGCAGGCUGGGUGCACAGCCGGGCACCGCAGUGGGACUCAGGCCCGGGAAGGUCAUGCUCUCAGCCAGAGCUUUGCUCCCAGCCCAGGUGCCUCAUUCGGAGCCUCUUCACUGGGACCACAGAGGUGUUCUCUCUGCUCUGACUUGUGGCUCAGGACUCCUUCCUGGGUCAUGCUCCUGCCCCACUGUGCCUGGGCCCAUCAACAGCAGGAGCCUUUUGUUUGGGGCCCCCUGGGGUGAGACUGCCCCUGACCCGCCCAUUCCAGCAGACCCACCUCCCCGCCUGCUGCCUUCCCUGGAGGGAAACGGGCCAGGGGCCAUCACCUCCCCUCCGCCUCCUGCUUUGCUGUUGCCGAGCGCGAGUAAAGGCUUUGUUCUUACUCCA
Molecule: messenger RNA, 1875 nt
Organism: Cercocebus atys (sooty mangabey)
Lineage: Eukaryota; Metazoa; Chordata; Mammalia; Primates; Cercopithecidae
Gene: RFNG
Product: RFNG O-fucosylpeptide 3-beta-N-acetylglucosaminyltransferase
Exons: 8
Coding region: 51-1025 (324 amino acids)
Biological process (GO): pattern specification process; regulation of Notch signaling pathway
Cellular component (GO): Golgi membrane
Molecular function (GO): O-fucosylpeptide 3-beta-N-acetylglucosaminyltransferase activity
Source: RefSeq, a predicted model, not a curated record